Molecule: messenger RNA, 3745 nt
Organism: Branchiostoma belcheri (Belcher's lancelet)
Lineage: Eukaryota; Metazoa; Chordata; Leptocardii; Amphioxiformes; Branchiostomatidae
Product: organic cation transporter protein-like
Exons: 19
Coding region: 214-3027 (937 amino acids)
Biological process (GO): transmembrane transport
Cellular component (GO): membrane
Molecular function (GO): transmembrane transporter activity
Source: RefSeq, a predicted model, not a curated record
AGUUAUCUAUAUUAGCAAAAACUCAUCUACACGUGUUCUGAUGUUGCCGGUAGCUUGGCACAUGCUUGCUAUGGCGUUGUUGGAUACGGUACACAUCGUUUAUCAUCAGGGUAUUACCAAAUCAGUGCAAAGUUUACGCUCCAAAGGUCAGCGUGCCUGACCACUUUACACAGCCCCUUUUCAACGACUUUCCUACGUACAUGUAGCUCCAAAAUGGUCGACUUUGACGGCGCUCUUGAGUAUCUCGGGGCUUUUGGGAAGUACCAAAAACUCAUCUACAGUUUAACAUGCGUUCUGACGCUGCCAGUAGCUUGGCACAUGCUUGCUAUGACGUUUUUGGACGCCAAGGUGGCGUUCCAUUGUAACGUCCCUGAGAUACGUCAUGCCGGGCCGGGGACAGAGAACUACAGCUGUGCGCUGAACUAUUCCAUACCAUGGGAACAAGAGAAAGAGACCAAAAAAUGGAAACUAUCUGGCUGUCAGAGGUACAGCGUCAGUAACGCCAGCCUGGAGACAGCAGAAUGUCCCUUUGAUGCCAUCAACGAAACAGCUCUCGGCUACUUUAAUGGCGCAAACACGUCAUCAUGUAACCAUGGUUACUGGUACGACACGAGCCAGUAUCACAGCAGCAUUUUCACUGAGUUUGACCUGGUGUGUGGCAGCAGUGAGUUGAACCAGUUCGCCCAGUCCAUGUACAUGGUGGGGGUGCUACUUGGAGCUGUUGUCUUCGGACAACUCUCAGAUAUCAUGGGGAGAAAGAAAAUCUUAUUCCUGGGCAUCUUGAUCCAGCUCGUUUUCGGAGUAGCUGUUGCGUUCUCUCCCAACUAUACGCUGUUCGUCGUCUUCCGAGCUUUUGUCGGCGCCUCUACUUCUGCUGUGUUCCUGCCAUGUUUUGUGAUAGGAACAGAACUAGUGGCUCCCAGCAUGAGAACAUGGGCUGGAACUAUCAUUGAGAUCGUCUUCGCUAUUGGUUACUUGUUCCUGACACUCAUAGCGUACUUCAUCAGGGACUGGAGGACUUUCCAACUUGUCAUCAGUGUGCCAAACGCAGUCUUCCUCUUCGCUUAUCCGUUGGUUAUUGAGUCUCCAAGAUGGCUGCUGUCCAAAGGUCGUGACGAGGAAGUGGUCGCCAUAAUACGAAAGGCAGCCAAGGUCAAUGGGGUCACACUGCCAGAUGAGGUUUUCAAACACAAUAAAUCAGAUAUGGAAAAGUCAAAAGACGAGAGGACAUACACUGUGAUUGACCUUGUGCGGACACCCAACAUGGCGAAAAAGUCUAUGGUGAAUUUCGACGCUUCGCUGAAAUACAUCGGUUCGUACGGUAAAUAUCAGAAGAUCACGUAUUACGUUGUUUUGGCGCUAUGCUUGACUUGCCCAUUCCAUCAGUUGGGCAGCUCGUUUCUUGACGCCGAGGUGGACUACCACUGCGCCGUGCCCGAGUCACGAGCGGCCGAACGGCUUCCGAACGAGACCGAGUGUGUGUGGAACUACUCCAUACCCUGGGAACGGUCUACGGAAGGUGGCACAUGGAGAUACACCCAAUGUUCAAGGUACACUGUGACGGCAUAUGAGUUGGGCAACUUGAGCUGCCCCUAUGACGCCCUCAACAUCACCAGAAAUGACACAAGACCGACAAAAGGAUGUGAUGGGGGAUACUGGUAUGAUACUAGCCAGUAUAAAAGUAGCAUCUUCAUGGAGUUCAAUCUUGUGUGCGAGAAAAGUACCCUGAACAGCCUGUCACAGUCCAUUUACAUGGCAGGGGUCCUGGUUGGAGCCAUCGGGUUUGGACAACUUUCGGACCUAAUCGGAAGAAAGAAGACACUUUUCAUCAGUCUGUUGCUGAUGUUGGUGUUUGGGGUCGUGGUAGCCUUCUCUCCAGAAUACAUCACUUUCGUCAUCAUGCGAUUUAUUGUCGGUGCUUCAGUGUCAGGGGUCUUUCUGUCGGCUUUCGUCAUAGGUACGGAGUUAACCGGACGAGAAGACAGAACAUGGACGGGAACACUGCCACAUAUCUCCUUCGCCAUCGGCUACAUGCUGUACGCUCUGAUGGCGUGGGGCAUCCGGGACUGGCGUCAGCUCCAACUCGCCAUGGCUCUUCCUAACAUCAUACUGCUCUUCGCAUGGCCUUUUGUGAUUGAGUCUCCAAGAUGGCUGCUGUCACGUGGUCGUGAUGAGGAGGCCAAACAGAUUCUACUCAAGGCGGCAAAGGUCAACAAGGUCACCAUACCUGAUGAAGUCCUGGAGGAGAAAGCACACAAGAAGGACGUCAAGCAAUACACUGCCAUUGACCUAAUCCGCACCCCUCAUCUGCGACUCAUGAACAUCAUCUGUUGCUACAACUGGAUGGUAGUUUCCAUGGUGUACUAUGGCCUGUCCCUGAACACCGGCUCCCUUGCCGGUAACAUCUACCUGAACUUCUUCAUCAGUGGAGCUGUGGAGAUCCCCGCCUACUACCUGUCAUGGUGGCUCCUGGAUAUCAUAGGGAGAAUUAAAUGCCACACAGGUUUCAUGAUUCUGUCCGGAGUAGCCUGCAUUGUGGCACCGUAUCUGGCGCCCCCUUACGUCGCUGACCACCUGGCUCCCCUGUCUGUCACCCUGGCGAUGAUAGGGAAGGCAGCGAUCAGCGCGGGGUUUAACAUCGUCUUCCUGCUGUCUGCAGAACUCAACCCGACAGCUAUCAGGAAUGUUGGAGUGGGGGCCGGGUCCAUGUUUGCUCGACUCGGAGGCGUCAUCUCGCCGUUCGUUGUUCUCACCAACAAACUCUGGCUGCCCCUGCCUUUCCUCAUCUUCGGUGGACUGUCUAUUAUCGGGGGCGUGAGCGUGGUCAUCCUGCCUGAAACACUGGGGGCUGAACUACCUGAGACACUUGAAGAGGGGGAGAACUUUGGAAAGAAAAAGAAGAAGAAAGUCUAUCUAUCAGACAUCGAGAAGAAUGGAAAAGACAAUCAGGUAUUUGCGGCUGGAGAUAUGGCCGAGGGCAAGGUUGAUCCUUACGGGACGACUAACGGUGAAACUACGCCUCUCUGAACACUAACAACCACCAAAUACAUGUAUAUAUUACGCCUUUCAUCGCAUGAAAUGGCUUUUUUCUUGACAAUUGACCAUUAUGAAUACAUUGAUGUUUUCAACAUACACAUACCUUAACUCCUCAUACACAGGUAACCUAGUAAAUAAACGGAAUGGUAAUUCGUUUGUUUAUUUAUUUCAGGAAUCUCCAAUAAGUGACAAUACACCACUACUCUUCCAGGAGUCCUCUUUCAUACAUUGUAACAUACAAAAAUUAUAACAACUAUUUACAUUCGCCAUCUAAUAACAAUACUAAUAAUACAACAAACGUCAUUAAGGUAACUGCACAUUUAACAUCAAUCAAUAACCUUAUUAAACAAUAUCACAUUAAAAAAAUGUUAGCCUGGAUUAUCAUUCGAUAUAUAUUCGAGUGGAAUCGCUUAUACGCAUGCUGAUUACUAGUACCACAUGUAACAUUUAGUCACAACAUUAUUUUUUACUAUAUAUAGGUCAAGCUACAUAGAUGUAGAUUAUUGGAUAUCUGAAGAGUGCAUACUUUCAGAUUUUUUUACUACUGUAUCAGUAACAUAACAUUUAUAACAUGUUUUCACAAAAGUAGGGUGGAAAACCAAGAAAUGUUACACAUAGAACCAGGAAUCAAACUAUACCCAUGGGAUUGGAUGGGUAUAGUUGAUGUUGAUGAUGUUAAUAGAAAGUUGAUGUUGACGUGGUUGGAGUU